CAAAUUUCAUCCAAUAAAGAACAAAAGUAAAACCCUACUCUUGAAGUUGACGACUAGGGUUUUGGAAUAAGGUUGAAGAAGAAAGCUCGGAAUGGAGGGCCUGAAAGUUUCAGAUGCGAACAUGGUGGUGUAUCUCCACCCAUCGAAGACUAACAAGAUUAACGACGCCAUUCUUCGCGAGCUCAGCUCUCUUCUUUUCAAGUUCCAUGAUAAUUUUGAUGGUGUCAUGUUGGCUUAUGAAUUCAAUAUUCUUGAUAAGAACGCAAGAAUUCUAAAUGGGAUUCACCCUUAUAUUGCUGUGAAACUAAAAGCAAAGUUGUUGCUUUUCUCUCCAAAACCCAAUAUGCUAUUAGAGGGGAAGGUGGUAAAAGUUACUCAAGGAUCAAUUCAUGUUAUUGUUCUUGGCUUCUCAUCCGCUGUUAUAACAGACGAGGACAUUCGUGAUGAAUUUGUAUAUAAAACUAAAAAUGAGGAGGAAGUAUUUUCCAGCAAAUUUCACAAGCGCCAUGUGAUAAAGGUUGGAAGUGUGAUUCGCUUUUUGGUCAAGAGUUUGGAUGAGGAAGUACUACAUAUUUCUGGUUCUCUAGUUCCAGAAAACACCGGAAGCAUUCAUUGGCUAGCAAAUCAUUCAGAAGAUUUGGGAGUAAAUGACAGUGAGAAGAAGAGGAAAAUCAAAGAGGAAUCGGUUUUACUAGAUCCUGGUAGUACUGUAAGUGGGGAAGCAUUAUCCAUCAACAAUGAACAUAGAAUCAAGAAGUCCAAAGGAAAGAGAAGAAAGUCAGAGUCUUGAACGCGAGUUCGAGUUCGAAUUCCUUAUCUAAUUUUGUUUUUUCACAGGUAAUCUUUCAAUUGAGAACGCGGUAUAACGGGUUAUCUAGUGCACUGUAGAAGCCAUGUUCUUCUAAAUGAGUUUAGUUGUUAUAAAAUGCUAUAUGAUCACUUGUGAUGUCUCUGGGUUCAUGUUGUAACCUAGUUUUUUAAAACAGAAGAUUUAGGUGGUACUAUUUGAAAAUAUAGUUGUUUUUUUUUUCUUGUAUAUUUUUCCAUCCCAUUAUAAUGGACCCUGCAAUUAGAUUUGACAGAGAAAAACUAAGUGGACGAUGAUAUUAAUCUACUUUUGGAGCAUGUUUACUAA
Humulus lupulus (European hop) is the source of this 1135-nucleotide messenger RNA. RefSeq lists its product as uncharacterized. The transcript is spliced from 6 exons. Gene Ontology annotation, molecular function: nucleic acid binding. Bases 92 to 790 code for a protein of 232 amino acids. NCBI's taxonomy places the organism in Eukaryota, Viridiplantae, Streptophyta, Magnoliopsida, Rosales, Cannabaceae. The record is from RefSeq and is a predicted model, not a curated record. Gene Ontology annotation, cellular component: RNA polymerase I complex. Gene Ontology annotation, biological process: DNA-templated transcription initiation.